Molecule: messenger RNA, 2109 nt
Organism: Emericellopsis cladophorae
Lineage: Eukaryota; Fungi; Ascomycota; Sordariomycetes; Hypocreales; Bionectriaceae
Product: NAD(+) kinase-like protein
Exons: 1
Coding region: 1-2109 (702 amino acids)
Biological process (GO): NADP+ biosynthetic process; NAD+ metabolic process
Molecular function (GO): NAD+ kinase activity
Source: RefSeq, a predicted model, not a curated record
AUGACACUCAUGUCGCCAACCAUGGAUGAUAUCAACAUGGACACUGUGACUGCUGCCUGCCGGACGCCACGCAUUCCAAUGCCUGCAGCGGCCAUGGACCCCCCCAAGGCGCUGCUGGCGGCGGCCGCGGCACCAGCACCCCAGCAGCACCUGCACCCAGUGCACCCACCACUGGCACCUCUGGCAGAAGGAGCGUCCGUGUCCCUUGGCGCAAGCACCAGCACCAGCAGAUCUUAUCCAUCACUCUCACACGGCGAAUUGGAUAAUAAAGCCGCCAUCCUGUCCCAGCAUUUCACGGACAACUAUACACAAGAUCAGGCGCAUGACCCUUCUGGCGCCCUGACUCUGCCCUCGACUCGAUCCAAUGCCACUGUCAUGCGAUUAGACACCGAAGCCCGGUCUGCGCGAUAUUCGGAUACUAAUAGGGACGGCGCCCCGGAUACCAACACCACCACUUCACCCACGUCAGUCACCUCCGCAACAUCUGCCUACUCUUCAGUCUCCUCCGCCGCUACCGCAGUCUCAGAGGCGGAAUCCGCCCUCAGCGACGAUCCUGCGGCUGCUGUGGCCUCUCAAUUCCUCCUCAAGACUCACUCCCAGGCCUCUUUUCCAUCUCAGGCCAUUGUGAGGGCGCAGCCGCCUGUAUCUCGGAAUAAGAAGCCCGAGGCGCUCUCGCUCAUCAACAUGGAUUCAAAUCAACAUCGUCAACAACAUCACAUCCACACACAUUCACGACUCCCGUCUGCCUCUUCGGCGGCUGCCAGCGAGAGAUUGACGAAUGCGCUCAACGACCUGGUGCUUUCCGGCGCCGCAACGACACCACAGACGGCCAUGAUCAAGUCGCCGUGCUUCUAUCACACCAGGUUCGACGAUGCCGUCAACAUUGAUAAGGUCCUGGAGGAGAUUACCAACGAUGAGUCCAUGUCACAUUGCAGGCUCGUGCAGACUGCCACCAGCGUGCGCGAGGUGUCAAAGCAAUUGCAGCGUCGACCUCUGAAGCGUGCUGUACGCAGCGUCAUGAUCGUCACCAAGGCGCGCGACAACCAGCUCGUCGUCCUCACCAGUGAACUGACGAAAUGGCUGCUGUCAACGCCUCGCUACGGCUCGGAUCUCGGUGUCACCGUCUAUGUCGACUCCAAGCUGCGCAACUCGAAACGCUUCGACAAAAACGGCAUCCUGAGUCAGAAUCCCCGGUUCGAGCACAUGCUCAAGUUCUGGACCCCCGACAUGUGCUGGAACCAGCCCGAAAAGUUCGACCUGGUGUUGACGCUUGGCGGUGACGGCACUGUCCUCUACACCUCCUGGCUCUUCCAACGCAUCGUCCCGCCCGUCCUGUCCUUCAGCCUGGGCAGCCUCGGGUUCAUGACGACCUUUGAGUUUGAGAAGUACAAGGAGCAUCUCGAUCGCGUGCUGGGCGACGCCGGCAUGAAGAUCAACCUCCGCAUGCGCUUCACCUGCACAGUCUGGCGAGCUGGUUUGCUGGGCGACUCGCAAGAGGGCGAGCAGUUUGAGGUGCUCAACGAGCUCGUCAUUGACCGUGGGCCGUCUCCCUACGUGUCGAACCUCGAGCUCUACGGCGACGACGAGCUUCUCACCGUCGUCCAGGCCGACGGGUGCAUCUUCUCCACGCCCACGGGAUCCACGGCGUACUCCCUCUCCGCCGGUGGCUCGCUGGUGCACCCCGACAUCCCCGCGAUCCUCCUCACGCCCAUCUGUCCACACACCCUCUCCUUCCGCCCCAUGGUUCUCUCCGACACAUUGGCACUGCGGGUGGCCGUGCCCCGCGACUCGCGCGCGACAGCAUACUGUGCCUUUGACGGCAAAGGCCGGAUCGAGCUGCGGCAGGGUGACCAUGUGACCAUCACCGCAUCGCAGUACCCCUUCCCCACCGUCACGCGCACGGACAACGAAUGGUUCGAUAGCGUCCGCCGCACUCUGCGCUGGAACGUCCGCGCGGCCGCGCAGAAGCCCUUUGACAACACUGUCGGGACGCCUGAGGACGAGGCGGACGACGACGUCUGGGACAUUGACACAGACUCGGGCUUCUACGCCAGCGAGGAGGGCAGUGCCGCGGCCAGCCCCAUACGCAAGCAGAUGCUGGGGAUGUAG